Lycium ferocissimum is the source of this 764-nucleotide messenger RNA. Its product is annotated as protein bfr2-like. The record is from RefSeq and is a predicted model, not a curated record. The transcript is spliced from 3 exons. NCBI's taxonomy places the organism in Eukaryota, Viridiplantae, Streptophyta, Magnoliopsida, Solanales, Solanaceae. The coding region runs from base 77 to 595 and encodes 172 amino acids.
AUCAAACUUUGCGUAAAACUCUCUUAGCAAUUCCCAUUUUCUUUCUCUCUCAUCUCAUAUUUUCAGGUGUUUACAAAUGGAGGUGAUGCUUAACAACACUCUGCUAACGUGCGCUUCCACUCUUUUAGCAUCCAACCAGGAUGUUGUUGCGCCACCGUUCGCAAUUGAGACCAAAAUCAAGGGAGAGCAAAACACAAAUGAUGAGCACAAAGUAGUUGCUGCUGGUGAGGAAGGUGGAGAUGGAAAUGACAACGAUGACAAUGAGAAUGGAGAAUUUGAGGACGGCGAAGGUGAAUUCUCUGAUGAAGGGGUUCAUGGAAACAAUCCCAACAAAAGCAAAGGAAAUGCCAAGAAAAGCAAUGGAGAAGGUGAUGACAAUGGAGAUGCAGAAGAUGAAGAGGAGGGUGGUGAUCAAGAAGGUCAUGAUGAUGACGAUGACAAUGAUGAUGACGAUGAUGAUGAUGGUAAUGAUGAUGAUGAUGGCGAAGAAGGGGAGGAAGAAGAAGAAGAAGUUGUAGAGGAGGAGCCAGAAGAUGAUGAAGAAGAGGAUGAUGAGGAAGAAACUAUCCAACCUCCGAAGAAGAGGAAGAAGUGAACGACUGCCUUAUGUUCUCUUUGAACAAUCUGAACUUAGUUUAACUUGAGAGGGAGAAACAUCCAUUAUGCUUUUUAAUUACCUUUCAUUUGAAGUUGAAGAGAACUCUGGAACUUUCAGUUGAGGAAACAAAAUUAUCCCUUCAAUUUAACAUGUUUCCCAAAGUAAA